AUGAGAUUCAUUACAUUGGCUUUGGGGCAUGGGGAUACAAAGAUAUCAAAAACUUUUCAUGAAGGACUAUAUGAUAUAAGGAUAAAUUGUUAUCCACCAUGUCCAGAGCCUGAACAAGUUCUUGGGAUUGAUCCUCAUGCCAACAAUUCUAGGAUCACUCUCUUGGUUGAUUUUGGUGAUUUUCAAGGACUGCAGUUUCUCAAAGAUGGAAAAUGGAUCAAUGUUGAACCAAUUGAAGGUGCCAUUGUUGCUAACAUUGGCCAUAUAAUGGAAAUAGAAAUUCUCAAUUUACUUGAGUUACUAAAGCCUGAGCUGCCUAAGGUUCCUGAAUUACCUAAGCCAAAAAUUCUUAAAGUGCCUGAGUUUCCAAAACCCGAGCUGAUGGACUACAGUCAUAGGGGAGUGAUUGUUAUGGUUCAAGUUGAUCCUUAUUAG
This is a messenger RNA of Vicia villosa (hairy vetch), 435 nucleotides long. RefSeq names its product oxoglutarate-dependent flavonoid 7-O-demethylase 1-like. The record is from RefSeq and is a predicted model, not a curated record. The transcript has 4 exons. Bases 1 to 435 code for a protein of 144 amino acids. NCBI's taxonomy places the organism in Eukaryota, Viridiplantae, Streptophyta, Magnoliopsida, Fabales, Fabaceae.